UAUAAAAACAAGUAUGCUUUUCUCUUGUUUUUUUUUAUAUAUUUAACGUGAGAUUUCAGCUGAUAUAGGACAUUUUUAAGAUCGUCUCAAGUAGGUACUAGCUAUCAGGCUGCAAGAAAGUUAACGAAAAUCGUAAGAUUACAAAGUAAAUUACGAUUUUUAACGUUAACGAUUUUUUUUAAUAUUUGCUUUAAUCAUAUAAAGUGGUUUUUAAAGUACGAAGUUAUUACCAUAAUGUGCUCAUGUUUUAUGAUUAUGCUCAUGUCUUUGGUCAUUAUAUGCCCUAAUUUAUAACCUUAAUUAAAUUAGCUAACUUGUGUCGUUAAGUUUGCCGCAUAUAAAAGAUGCUUUAUAAAAUCCAUAAGUAUUUUUGGUGUUAGCUACAUUGUAUUGUAAUAAUAAACGCAUUUGACAAUAUUGGACACAUAAUUAUCUAGAUUACGUCCCUGUGUAAUAUCGUGUAUAAUCUCUUUGUACGGCGAUUGUUAUUAUAAAGUUUAAUAUACUCAAUUACACUGGGUUGCUUCGAAAUAAUGAAACGUUUUCUUCAAUACUUUUUUCUUUCGAUUAAAAUCUCGCCGUUGAAAGGUCACCCCUCACAAAACAUUAUUUUUAUUUUGAUCCCUAAGCUUAAGUCAGACUGAUUAACAAUAAAAGCUUACACGCCCACACCGCCAGGUCCGCAAAAAAAACAUUCAUCUUAAUCCGCAAUAAUGUUCUUAAUAACAGCUUUAAUUUAAUUACAUUAAUAAAAACAAAUUAGUCUCGGUAUCAUAAUACCGAUGCAGUUUAAUCUUUGCCGAAUUCAGAGUAUUAUUAUUAAUUGUGACAUCACAUGUUGAAGACAGUAGCGUGCAACAGAACGCGCCCGGGGCUAUUAUUUUGACAGCAAAAACAAGAUGGCGAGCGAUGAUUGCGCGCGAAAUCGAUCGUCACGAGCGCAUUCCGCACACACUGCACGCGUGCCGGAACAAAAACUACUAUAUGAAAGUAAUUCCCCCUGAGAUGUCUGCUACGCGUAGGUACACAUAAAUAACAUCCUAUUUAGUUUUAUGAUUUGAAAUAUUCGCUGUGAAGUUGGUUGCAGGAAUGCCUGUGCAAUUUUUCGCGCUAGGCGAAGCGCACGCUAAGGUGGAGCCGACGGGCUCGGCGUCCCUCGGCGCGGCGUCCCGUGCGCUGUUUGUGGAGAAAGUGCGCGCCUCCAACGCCGCCUGCCAAGCCGGGGACUUCGCCACAGCUGUUGCCCUGUAUACUGAUGCCUUGACGCUGGACCCUGCCAACCAUAUACUGUAUAGUAACAGAUCGGCGGCGAGGUUGAAACAAGGCCAGUUUGCAGCGGCGCUCCAAGAUGCGACGCGGGCCCGAGAACUGUGUCCAAACUGGCCUAAAGCUUAUUACAGACAAGGUGUAGCUCUACAAUGUCUGGGCCGUCACGGCGAGGCGCUGGCCGCCUUCAGCUCAGGGUUGGGAGUGGAGCCGUCGUCCCGACAGCUGCUGGCAGCCCUAGUGGAAGCAUCCCUCAAGUCCCCGCUCCGGACAACCCUGGAGCCCACCUUCAGGCAGCUGGAAGCUAUGAAACUGGAUCAGUCACCUUUUGUACUGAUUUCGGUGGUCGGUCAAGAGCUGCUAGCAGCAGGGCAAUACCAGGCCGCUGUCACCGUUCUAGAAGCAGCGCUGAGGAUAGGAUCCUGCUCACUCAAGUUGCGGGGUUCAGUCUUCAGUGCGCUAUCGUCCGCUCACUGGGCACUCAGUCAGCUGGACGCUGCUAUCAACUACAUGCAGCAAGACCUCGCCGUGGCCAAGUCUUUAGGGGACACUGCAGGGGAGUGCAGGGCCCACGGUAACCUGGGCGCCGCGUACUUCAGCCAGGGGUCCUACAAGGACGCUCUGACGGCGCAUCGAUACCAACUCGUUUUGGCUAUGAAGUGCAAGGACACUCAAGCAGCAGCAGCCGCACUCACCUCCCUUGGCCACGUGUACACUGCUAUAGGAGACUAUCCCAACGCACUAGCAAGCCACAAGCAAUGCGUGCAACUCGUCAAACAGAUGGGAGACCGGCUGCAGGAGGCGCGGGAGAUUGGGAACGUCGGCGCUGUGUACUUGGCCAUGGGGGAGUUUGACUCGGCGGUAGACUGUCACACGCAGCAUCUCAGGCUGGCCCGGAGACUUGGGGAUCAGGUUGAAGAAGCCAGAGCAUAUUCAAAUUUGGGAUCAUCAUACCACUACAGGCGAAACUUCUCGCAAGCUAUAGCUUACCAUGAGAACGUUUUGAGGAUAGCCCAAAACCUGGGCGAUAGAGCUAUUGAGGCACGAGCAUACGCUGGCUUAGGACACGCCGCGAGAUGUGCCGGCGAUUACGCGCAAGCGAAGAAAUGGCACGAGAGACAAUUGGACGUCGCUUUAGCGGCGAGGGAUAAGGUGGGGGAAGGUCGGGCUUGCUCGAACCUGGGCAUCGUGUACCAGUUGUUGGGAGAGCACGACGCCGCACUCAAGCUGCAUCAGGCACAUCUAUCUAUUGCAAGACAAUUGCAGGAUAAAGCCGGCAUGGGCCGAGCAUACGGCAACAUAGGCAAUGCGUAUUCCGCGGCGGGGUUCUAUGAGCAAGCUAUCAAGUACCACAAGCAAGAGCUGACCAUCUCCAAGGAGGUGCACGAUAGGAGUUCCGAAGCCUCUACGCAUGGGAACCUGGCGGUGGCUUACCAGGCUUUAGGAGCUCAUGAUAUGGCGCUGUUCCAUUAUAGGGCGCAUUUAGGUAUAGCCCGAGAGCUAAAAGACGCAGCGGGCGAGGCGUGCGCCCUCCUCAACCUCGGCAACUGUUUGUCCUCCCGCGGCGAGUUCGCUCAAGCCGUGCCCUACUACGAACAACACCUGAUGCUGUCCCAGGAGCUCGGUGAUGUCACUGCUGAGGCGAAGGCUUGCCACUUCCUGGGCUACGCGCAUUACUGCCUCGGGAAUUAUAGGGAGGCUGUUAGAUACUACGACCAAGACUUAUCCCUAGCCAAAGACUUACAAGAUAAAAUGAACAUGGGGCGAGCCUAUUGCAACCUUGGACUUGCCCACCUAGCUUUAGGGAACCUAGAAACGGCAUUAGAAUGCCAGAAGUACUUCUUAGCGAUAGCUCACAUGACGCAGCACCUUCAAGGGAAGUUUAGAGCUUUGGGCAAUAUCGGAGAUGUGUUAAUUAAAAUGGGGGAUGUUGAAGAGGCCGUCAAGAUGUAUCAAAGGCAGCUUGGAUUUGCAAGACAGGCUCGAGAUCGGUCUUUAGAAGCGGCCGCGUGCGGUGCUCUUGGUCUCGCCAGAAGACUUCAGAGAAGACUCGAUGCCGCUUUGGGACAUCAUACUCAAGAGCUAACUCUACGACAAGAAGCGGGUGAUGCGGCCGGUGAGGCGAGGGCUCACUCACAUUUAGGAGCUGUCCAUAUGGCCUUGGGACAUUACUCUCAUGCAGCAAGAUGUUAUAGAGAACAAUUAGAAAGAGCACAAGAGCUUCAAGAUUGUGCGCUAGAAGCACAAGCGUACGGAAACUUGGGGAUCGCAAAACUUAACAUGGGUCACUAUGAAGAUGCCAUUGGAUAUUUGGAACAGCAACUAGCUAUCCUAGAGCGAGUAAACACGCCAACCUGCCAGCUAGACAAGGCCCGCGCGCUGGGCUCGCUCGGUGAUUGUUACGAUGCGCUCGGCGACCCGGACGAGGCUGCCAAGUAUCAUGAGCAACAUCUGGCAGCCGCUCUCAAGUUAGACAACAAGAGGGAGCAGGAACGGGCCUACAGAGGGCUGGGGUUGAGUCACAAGUCAGUAGGCAGCCUGCAGCAAGCCCUGGUCUGCUUAGAGAAGAGACUGGUGGUGUCGCACGAGCUGGGCGCGCCAGAAGCGAAGGCACAGGCCUAUGGGGAGCUCGGGGGUCUGCAUAUAGCUCUCAACAACCUGGAGCAGGCUGUCCUGUGUCUGGACCAUCAGAAGAAUAUCGCCAAGGAACUGAACAACCAGAUAAUGGAAGCGGAAGCGUGUCACUCACUGGGAGUGGCGCAGCACGCGCUAGGCGACCACGCCGCCGCCGUCAGACACCAUCGCAGUGAGCUUGAGCUCGCACACCGACUUGGCCUUACACAUCUUCAGGCGCGCGCAUGCGGUGGUCUGGGCGCUGCGCACGCGUCGAUGGGUGCGCACGCGGAGGCCGCGCGCUGGCAUGAGUCCCGCCUCAGGCAUGCUACUGCUGCAGGUGACACAAGAGGUCGAGCGCAGGCUCUGGCCGACUUGGGCAGAGCUCAUCUCGCGAUGGGAGCGUGUGGUAGCGCCGUGUCCUAUCUGAGGCAAGCACUGGCUGCAACUGAGGGUCUAGCCGAUGCUGAUGAAGAAGCCCGAGUCCGCCACCGCCUGGGCUUCGCUCUCUGGGCCUCAGGGGAGCUGGAAGAGGCGAAGGAACAGCUGCAAGCAGCCCUCACGCUACUGGAGUCCAGCAGUGACAAACACAGAGAUAGGAAGAUAGCUUCUCUGUACACAUCCACACAGCAUGCCCUACAGAGAGUUCUCGUUGAACUUGGCCGUCACCCCGAAGCGCUAGUGGUAGCAGAAAGGGGGCGAUGUCGAUCAUUGGACGCCGUGACUGAGAAACCCUCCGGUACACUCAACCAAGCCAACCUCGAGUUACAUGCUGCUCAAAGAAACGCGGAAGAUUCUGGCAAGGAGCGCUCUGAGCCUUGGAGCCCGUCCUCCGUGGAACAGGUCUUGGAGGUGGUGAAUAAGCAGAAGGCACCAGUCCUGUACUACAGUCUCGCAGCCGGCAGACUAUACGCUUGGCUAUUGCAGCCACAUAAAGGAAUUCUAAGAUUCCAUCAAGUAUCACUGCUGGAUGAAACCGAAGAUACGGACAACAGUUUGCCUGAUAUCAGCCCAGAUGAUCUUCAACCAAGUAACGUUGGUGGCCUCGGCAAGUUAGAAGACUGCAUCAGUGAGUGGUCUACUUGGCUAAAGGCGAAUGCUGAACGCAGAGCUGACGAAGACCAGUGGGACCCUGAUGACAGACCCAGCACUGGUCUUGCAAGAAUGGUAACACGCAACCACCUCCUGAACUCUUCGAACUACUCGCUGAGCUCACUGUUCAGUGUGGGCUCCGUCGGAGGCUCCGUCGCCGGAUCUGUCGCCAGUCUACAAGGAUCCACCAGGUCUAGUGUCCACGCGCGUAAGAAGCAGCCCUCGUGGCAAGGGCCGCCAUGUCUGUCCGCGCUGUACCAGAUGCUGCUCGCUCCCUUCGAAGAUCUGCUGCCAGCUUCAUGCAAUAAUAACCAUGCAUCCCACGGUCGUCGCGGCUGCGGCGGUCGCCGGGAGCUGAUCGUGGUCGUGGAGGGUGCGCUGUACGCGUGUCCGUGGGGCGCGCUCCGCAGUGCGGCGACCACAGUGGCUGACGGCGAGCCGCUGUGUGAGCGGUACGCGCUGCUAGCCGCGCCCGCGCUCAGGCCGCUCCGACAUCACCGCCAUAUGAAGGCCAGGCCGCAUAAUGAUCAUGGAACGACCCCUGGUGCGGCUAACAACGCGGAGGCAGGCAUGCGCUGCCUGGUAGUGGGCGCGCCGCGGGUGGGGGGCGCGCGCUGGGCAGCGGCGCACGCGCAGCUCAAGGAGGCUGAGCUCGUCGCUGAUAUGCUGAGAGUUACGCCGCUGACGGAUUAUCAGGCAUCAAAAGAAGCAGUGUUAUCGCAAAUAACUCAAGCGGAGUGCAUCCACUUCGCGACACACAUCUGCUGGAAAACACCCGCUAUCGUGCUCAGUCCUGGCGAAGUGGUUGAUUCACAAGCAAAACGAUUACUGAAUACAAGUGUUGGAAGUGGAGCCGCUGACACUUCCACCGAAAACGAAGAAGAAAAUUCGGAACUGCCUCCCAGCAAUGAAGAGCUGCCACCAGCCUCAGAGUUUAUGCUGACCGCAUCGGAAAUCAUGAACUUGAAGAUCACAGCUAGACUGGUGGUUAUAUCAUGUGCGCCGUCAAGCGCAGCACUCCGUGGCUCUGGAGCUGAGGAAGGUGGGGCCGGAGUCCGAGCAGCUGGUGAAGGUGUCUCAGCGCUGUGUCGUGCGCUGCUGGCGGCGGGCGCUCACGCCGUUCUUCUGGCGUUGUGGCCCGCUCCACAGGACACGCCCACCAAGAUCCUCUACCGCGCGCUCUACUCCGCGCUGCUGCAAGGCAGCCGCGUCGCCAAGGCCCUCGGCGAUGCCAUGCAGACAGUCCGUCACACGAAGCACUUCGCGCACCCGGCGCACUGGGCGGGGCUCGUGCUGGUCGGAGCCAACGUGCGCCUCAGCAACAAGGUCGCGCUCAUGGGACAGGCGCUAUGCGAGCUGCUCGCCUCGCCUGAUAAGUGCAGGGACGCGCUGCGAGUAUGCUUGCACUUAGUAGAGAAGUCCCUUCAGAGGAUAGUGAGGGGGCAGAAGAAUGCGAUGUACACCACGCAGAAGAGCAUCGAGAACAAGGCUGGCAUGAUAAACGGCUGGCGGGAACUGCUCAUGAGUGUAGGAUUCAGGUUCGAACCAGCAGCAAAUGGUAUCCCCUCCAGCGUAUUCUUCCCGCAAAGUGAUCCCGAGGAAAGACUGACACAAUGCUCGGCUAGCUUACAAGCUCUUCUAGGUCUAACAUCAACGACACUGCAAGCGCUAUCGAAGUUGAUAUCGAACGGCGACGUGGCGGACGACAUCAUCGGUGUCAUCCGGUCCGUCAUCUCGCAGUUUUCCGUUAAGAACUCCGACACCGAUAUUAUUGAAGUUGCUGUUAACGUCAGGUUAUGGCGUGUGAACGGCUGCCACGAGCUGCUUGCGUCGCUCGGCUUCGACCUGGCCGAGGUGGGGCAGGACGAGGUGACGCUGCGCACGGGCAAGGCGGCCAAUAGGAGACACAUACAGUUCGUGCUGCAAGCCCUACUGGCUUUGUUCGAUACCCAAGAAGCCCCAAGGAGUUUGAGUUUAGAGUCCAGUUCAAGCGUUGAAUCACUGGCAUCCAUCGAUGAUGGUGACUUAGAACCUCAUUCUGAUGGGGAACCACCCCCGAGGCAACAUCGACAAGAGAGCGUAUCUUCAGUACCACCACCGCCACUGCCGCUGGGCUCAUGCGGAGGUGCUUUCACGAUGUACGUGAGAGGGUCCACCGCCUCAACUGAGGUGGGACGUGGGGAACCAGACGGCCGCACGGCCCCGCCGCCUGCGCCACCACCGCCACGCUACCGCGGGGAGAGUGACGCUGCCUUUACACCAUCCCCACCAGCGGCUCCACCAGCGCCCACCUCAGCCCCACCACGAGACGUCUCACUCGCACUCGCACACCAAACCAAGAUCAGGACUCUAUACACUAGGAGACCACCAUCCGAUGACUCAGAUUGGGAAAGCUCGGGUCAUGAUACUGUUCUACGUAGGAGACCUGAACACGCCCACGCGAGGUACUUAGAUGCCUUCUACGAUUUAGCCUCAGCUCAGCCUCGAAGAUCAGAAGAAGAAAAAACCGAGCCAGCGAUUGCUCAGCCAUCAACUUCCAAGCGUGCACCGAGACCUAAAAUGGGAACAAGUAGUCGCGACUCCAUGGCUCAAGUUAGACACAUGAGUGGAGAACUUACGCCCACCAUUUCUGAGGUCUACCAUGAGAGAAACAUAGGACUUGGUUUAGCUCCGCCGCUAGCAGAACUUCUACUAGCCGAAGAGUCGAAGACAGAGAUGAGAGCUGCCAGUUCCAGCGAGAAUCUGCUCCUGCAGAACUUAGAAAAACUCGGCCUGUUAGGCGACGCGAGUGAAAACGAGGAACGUUGGUGCGGAACGAACUCUUCACGCCCUUGGCUAUCCGCGCCACCUCUAGAGACUGACAUGCAAGGCUCAGAUUUAACGACAGCUGAAAUAAUAGAGAGACAGACGAAGUUUAAGAAAGACGCAGAGCCAAAGAGAAAAGAGGAAAACGCUUACGAGCUCAAACCUAAAGAAGAAACACCGGGACCGAGCGGGAUAGAAAAACGAUCCGUGUCCCCGUUCUCUGAAAUGUCUCGCCGGGAUGAGGGGGAUGGCAGGAGCAUCGCGGACUCCCACUCGUCGUACAAGGCUCUAGUGCUGAGUCCCCGGACUCCAUACCUCCCGGAAGAAGGCGAGGCUUCCAUCAGCUCAGCAGCGGAAGGUGGGAAGACCCACCCCCGCCCGCGCCGCCCGCCCGUCCCCCGCACUCGCCCUACAUACACAACACUAGACUUUCCACCGAGUAAAUGAUUAAGACUUGUACAUUUCCAUGUAACUAACCUAGGAUACUUUUGAUGUGAGUGUAAUUUAUUUGUAUUGAGUGAGUGAACUUAAUAAGGCUAUGACAUAAUAAAGUUUAUAAAUACUAUGU
Molecule: messenger RNA, 8344 nt
Organism: Trichoplusia ni (cabbage looper)
Lineage: Eukaryota; Metazoa; Arthropoda; Insecta; Lepidoptera; Noctuidae
Product: tetratricopeptide repeat protein 28
Exons: 41
Coding region: 1090-8223 (2377 amino acids)
Molecular function (GO): protein binding
Source: RefSeq, a predicted model, not a curated record